Messenger RNA from Photinus pyralis (common eastern firefly), 1613 nucleotides. RefSeq lists its product as uncharacterized. The transcript is spliced from 3 exons. The record is from RefSeq and is a predicted model, not a curated record. Lineage: Eukaryota; Metazoa; Arthropoda; Insecta; Coleoptera; Lampyridae. The coding region runs from base 418 to 1584 and encodes 388 amino acids.
GUGAGCCUGUAGGACAAACAUUGCUAUUGUUUAUUAUAUGAUCUAAGGUUUAUAUGGUCAUAAAUGUAAUAUGGUUUAUUAAAAGUAUAGUGCAGUUUAAUAUAAGUAGUUAAAAUAAUUUCUAUACACUCAAAAACAAUGCCCAACUUUUGUGCUGUUGUUCAGUGUGGAAGUAGAAGCAAUAGGGAUAAGGUGUCUUUUUUUCGUUUUCCUUCGAUUUAUGAUAAUCGCAAAAGGAUUGAUCCCAGAAGAGAACGUAGACGUCAAGCGUGGGUCUUAGCCACAAGAGGGACCGAUCUAACAGAGAGCAAAUUAAAAUAUCAAAUGAUUUGUUCGAGACAUUUUUUGGAAGGUUAGUUUCGGAAACCUGCAACAUUAGAGGAGGAGUGUCAUCCUGAUUGGGUUCCCUCACAAAAUAUGGGUUACGGUGGAAAAAAGGUUACUGUCGAGCGGUACAAUAGACGAAAGAGACGUAUAAAAGAAGUAGCUGAUAGUCUGGAACCAUCCCAUGAUGUUGAAAUGCCUGAUUCAUCUACGACUCUUUCGCAAGAAGCGGUUGUCGAUAACCCACCAACUGGCAAUGUAGAGAUGGAAGUCGAAACGGAAGUAAGAGACGAUGAUUUGAAGUAUGGACUGCUAAAAGCAAAUGAGGAAAUAUAUAAACUUCGAAGUGAAUUAUCUACAUUUAAAUUUACAACAAGCGACAUGAAGAAUGAAGUAAAAUGUAAAUUUUAUACAGGGCUAUCAUUUGACACGUUACAAAUUGUUUUUGAACUCGUAGAACCCUACAUAAUAAUAAACCCUAACACGACUCUAUCCAAAUUUGAGCAACUUGUACUAACUUCAAUGAAAUUAAGAUUAAACUUAUUGUUUACAGAUUUAGGAUAUCGUUUUAAUAUAUCUCGUUCCACUUGUGGAAGAAUUUUUAAAAACGUUCUACAUGUAUUCUACAUUAAAUUAAAAUCAUUUGUGAAAUGGCCGGAACGAGAAUGUUUACAUUCAACAAUGCCCACAUGUUUUAAAGAAAAAUUUGGAAAUAAGGUUACCGUUAUAAUAGACUGCUUCGAGAUUUUUACCGAACAACCAAAAAAUAAACAAGCAUCAUCCCAACAUUUUUCACAUUAUAAGCACCAUCAUACUAUUAAGUAUUUUAUUGGCAUUUCUCCACAGGGUAGUGUUAUUUUUAUUUCAAAAGGGUUCACUGGUCGAAGCAGUGAUAAAUUUGUUACAGAAAAUUCUGGAUUUUUAAACAAUUUGCUUCCUGGUGAUCUUAUAUUGGCCGACAGGGGAUUUUUAAUUAAAGACAGUGUCAACUUUUACAUGGCAGAAGUGCAAAUGCCAGCAUUCUUAAAGGGAAAAAAGCAGUUGCACCCCAAAGAAGUAGAGGAGACACGUAAACUUGCCAAUGUGCGGAUACAUGUGGAAAGGGUAAUUGGGUUAUUACGCCAAAAAUACACUAUUACAUCAGGUAAAUUACCAAUAUUUAUGCUGCGCGCAAAACAUAAUAAUGUACAAACAAUAGAUAAAAUUCUUACAGUAUGUUGUGCUCUUAUAAAUUGUUGCCCUAGCGUUGUUCCGCAGUAGAUUGUAACAAAUAAACUCGCAAAUAAACA